Lutra lutra (Eurasian river otter) is the source of this 778-nucleotide messenger RNA. RefSeq lists its product as uncharacterized. The record is from RefSeq and is a predicted model, not a curated record. Bases 52 to 657 code for a protein of 201 amino acids. The transcript has 2 exons. NCBI's taxonomy places the organism in Eukaryota, Metazoa, Chordata, Mammalia, Carnivora, Mustelidae.
AAUGGGAGCAUAGACUGCCUGGAUUCACCACCUGCAAAAGCAGGAGUGGGGAUGCCGAGCAGCAGCGAGCCUGGAGCGACGGAGCGACCCGGCCGCCGGGCGAGCAUCCUGGGAGACGCCGCGAGCGGGACGCAGCCCCGGAGGACGCUGGGAACCACGCGCGGAGGCCGCUAUCGCGCAUGCGCACCAGCCACGGCUGCGCUACGUGGGAGCAUCUCCGAGCUGUGCGGAGGGCUGCUGGCCCCGGGGCGAGGGAGCAAGGAAGGGCAAGCGGGGCUAGCGGACCAGGGGGUGAGCGGGUGUAUUGUGCGGGGUCUGGGGCGGGGGCCACGGAAGCGCCGGCUCCGCCCCGCCUGCGGUCCCCCGUGGCGCGUGGUGCGCCCAGCGGCCCGGGGUCGCGCCCAAAGGAUGCGAGGUCCAGGCUUGGAGAAAGCCUUAUUCUCUCCGUUGCGGGAGGAAGAGACGGGAUUGCAGGGGUUCCGUGAUUUGCCUCGGCCAAGCGAGGCGAAGGAGCUGGGAUUCAAACCCAGCGCCUUUGGGAUUCUAAAUCUCAAGACUAGUUUAAACAUAACUACCUACAACAAAGAACUGGGCUUUCGUCAUCUCUUUGUGCUUCACGACACCAGCACAGGGGUUUGGACCGCGUGGGCUGCGUAGACCCACCAUCUCCUUGUAUCUUUUGUGAAAAAUAUUCGCUGAUUGGUGUAAGUUCUAGAAUUCUGACUGUGGACUCAGCUUUCUAGAUGCUUUUGCUGACUGAUAUUUUCUGUCCAGUAUU